Molecule: messenger RNA, 2384 nt
Organism: Linum trigynum
Lineage: Eukaryota; Viridiplantae; Streptophyta; Magnoliopsida; Malpighiales; Linaceae
Source: the annotation of a GenBank genome assembly
GUCGGCUUACCAUUUGGCAGUAGAUUUGGACAGGAGAAGGAGUGGGUGGCGAUCCUCGGUUGGUUGGAUGGAUAAGCCGAGUUGGAUUAGAGUGUGGGAAACGAAGAUCCCUCCGAAGUUAAAGGUCUUUGUCUGGCAAAUUCUUAAUCGGGCCCUUCCGACUACGGAGGUGCUUAUUGAGAAAAAGGUCUCCGUGUUACCAUGGUGUCCAGUUUGUUGGGAUGGCCCGGAGAAGAUGGAACACAUGUUCCUUUAUUGUCCGGUUGUGCGGGCUCUCUGAGACUAUUCAGGGUUGGAUUACUUGGGAGAGGGUUUGCCUCGGCACACUUUUCCUUUAUUCCUCAAAUGUCUGUUGGCGCUGAUUCAUCAACCGUCUUUGGUUAUGGUUGUUGUUGCCAUCCUUUGGAAGAUCUGGUAAUUGGGUAGUCUUUGAAGGCAAACAGUUUGGGAUCCCGACGCUAAUGAGACAAUUUUACCAACAGUAUGAGGAAUGGGUGGGCUUGCCAACAGAUCAGGCUCCUAGGGUGCCGAUCCCGAUGGUGCAACCUACAGCGCAGGUGGGUGAUCCUCAUUUGGUUUGCAUGUGGGACGGGGAUACUAAGGGUGGGUCGCAUUCGGCUGGUGGGAUGGUUCUUUUAAGCCCAGCGCGGACUCUCCUUCUGGCUAGAGGGAUUCAGUUUCCUCAAAUGGAUGAGCCUGCAGUGGUGGAAUUACUUGUGCUCAGGGAAGCUAUUAUUUGGUGUGUGGAGCAAGGCUUGUCAGAGGUCCGGUUUGAGGGCAAUGCGAAAGUGGUAAUUGACAAAAUUAAUCAAGCUGAUACAAGAGAUAGCCGGUUGGGUGCUGUUCUGGAAGAGAUUGGUCAUUAUUUUCGUACUCAGCCUGGCUUUAGUGUGCGUUUUGUAGGUCGGGAGAACAAUAGGGUAGCUCAUUUGGUAGCUAGGAAAGCCCUCUCUUUGUAUCCGACUAUGAGUCGCUUCUUUGAUUUCCAGGCCUGGCUGGUUUCCAGGGUGUAACUAUCUAUUUUUUUGGAUCAAUACAUGAUAUCUUUUCACACAAAAAAACCAUUUAAAAGGUAAAACUCAAAAUUAAGUUGAAAAUGACCAACAUCACGCAUUCAACGCGCACAAUUUACGUGCAUUUUGUGAGUGAAAAAUAAAAAAUAUGGUAUUGAUUUAUUGAGUUAAACUAUUUAGAUGCUAGCACAAUUUGGGUAUAAUGUUUUUAGUGGUAAAUGCUUUCAACCAAUAGUUCCAAGUCGGGUGACAUAACAACAAUUUACGAUAAUAUAGUCUAAUAGAUAAGGAAUUGCGAUGACAUUUAGUAUAGCACAUUGGAACCACUUUCCUAUUUUUUUACCAAUGCCUGACCACUUUUCAGCCGUUGUGAAUAAUAUAAACAAAAAAUUAUGCAUAUUCAAGCAUAUUUAAAACACAAUUCUAAUUAAAAAAAAAAUUCUUAUUUUUACCCACAAAAUAAGUGAAGUUAUGUAUUGCAAUGUAAUUUUGAUUUUAUGCUCUGAAUGCGUGAGGUUACGCAUUUUCAUCAUAAUUUUUUUUUCUCUCAUUUAUGCGCGCAUUUUGGGUUACUAUGUCUAUAUACUAAAAACAAUAUCUGGUAAAUCGUCCGAAAGGGAGACAAGGAGAAGAAACAUAAGGAUAAGGAGAAACCUGGAUAAUAAUAAAAAAGUAAGAUUGAGCCUUAACAUUCCACCGGAGCUCCAAGUACAUAAAUAAAAAAAGGAAGAGGGCACAACUUGCUAAAAGGAAGGAGUGAUUAACUGCAAAAAGAAGACCACAAGUUGGAAUCCGAAGAAGGAAGCAAAAUAUUGAGAAAUGACAAUCUCAUUUCUCAAUAUAUGCUCCCGUCUUUAGACUUAGUCUUGGGGCCUUCUAUGCAACUCUCUCCUUUCUUUCAGUCCCACUGCUCUCUUCUUCUUCUUCUUAUUUUACUUUUUUGCAACUGGAGCUCCAGUUGAACAUUGUGGCCCAAUCUUUUUCUUCUUUCUUUUUCAGAUCCAUUCUUCUCCUUGUCCUUAUAUUUCUUCUCCCUGCCCUUCGUGUCCUUUUCACCAAUAGAGGCAUUCUACUUAUCGAAAAGCAAGAAAGAUUUAGAGUUAAUACUUUCGUAUGACCUGAACUUUGACCAAAAUAAACAUCCUGGUCAAUCUUUUCGAUCUAUAACAUCCUGGCCCGAACUAUACACCUAAAUAAACAAUUUGGCCAGAUUCGACUUUUGACCGUUAACUUGGACGGUCAAACGCGUUGACCGUUAGUCAACGCGCCAUGUCACUGCCAAGUCAGCAUAAAAUAUUCAAAAUAAUUCACAAUUUCCACACAUUCCCUAAUUUUAAAUUAUUAUAAAUUUAAAAAAAUCAUCUAAUACCU